AUGAUGGCGUCAUCUAUGAAAGAGUUCUCCACGAGUAAUAACAACACUAUUCGGAAGCCAAAAAGUAUGUCUGUCAAAGAGUUGAAAAUCAAAUCACUCAUCGAGACUGUGGACCUGGACGCGGCGCCAACCCCAGGGCCCAGCCCUCUGGAAAGGGUCCGCUCAAUGCGUUCUUCGAGCGAUUUCGAGGAAAGGUAGGCGCUCUUCUUAAUUUCAGUUUUGAUAUUCUAACGCACGUCAUACUUACUUUGUGUUUGAAAACACCUCAUGGCCUUUCAUUUGACGCCAAAAUAAACGAGUUUGUUUUAUUCAGCGUCAGUUUACAAAAUAUGAUAUGUCAUUGCUUGCUUCCCAUUGCCAUCAGCCGGAAAAUGGGGGUUGGGGCAAAGGAUUCAAAUCGUACAACCGGGGGAGCCGGAACCCAAAUUAUCCCCGUCAUUUAAUGGUCCUUCAGAAACGACUAUAUGGCCAACUUAGUUGAGAAUAAAUAGUUAAUGAGAAGGGCAUUUUCCGGCUUUUCUUUUUUCCAGAUGCCGGUUUUCGCACGCAUUCCACCGCGGCUCGGCUCCUGGACCCGGGUUUUGGUGACAUCCAAACUUAAUCUGCGACAUCCCCGCGCCUCGCAACCGGCACUUUACUCUUUACCUGGCUCUCUUGACGACAGGCCGCUUGUCGGCCGUUCUUUGUUUGAGGAGUAGGCCAUUUUGGAGUGUUUCUUUCUCUCUUCUUGAGGCGAUAGUUUGCUGACAUUACAAAAGACCUAUUAAAAAGUGUCAUUAUCCUUGUACUAUAUCCAAUUCAAGGACGGAACGUCAUACGCUGUCAACAUAUUUCAUGACCCCAAACUUGACUUUAAAAGCCGCGCGCGUGUUAAUUAAAUUUUGCUGUUGAGAGAACGACAGCACCCGGCGCUACGCAUAAAAGGGUUCCGAACAAAAGCAACAGGCCCCUCCCCGAGACUUGAUAUGUGCCAAAAACACACAGGCUCCGGCAGGGGUAUGAUUGGGAUUUUCCGGUGCGCGACCCGGCCUUUGCUGCAAGAGAUUAGGCCCAAGCUCCAAAUUCCAAAAACUGCCCUUUUUCCUCAACCGUGACCACACGGGUGCCACGGUUUGCAUAACCCCCGGGAUUUUAACCAAAGGCCAUUUUUGAUGCAGGUCAACCAACUACUUUUCUUAGUAUUUGACAAGUAUAGCAGUUUGGCCUUGGGCUGUUUCAAGGAGGCUUCUGAAUUUAUCACUUUAUAAAUAUUUACCUAUUCCAUUGGUCUCCGUGACAUAGAAUAACCCGACAGCUUGGCGGUUUUUUGGGGCGGUUUCCACCUCGUUACCCCUGGAUUGAGGACAGAGUUUGCCGAAAACUUUGUCAGUUGACCUUUCUCUUAUAGUCAAGAUAAAGACCAGCUGGGAACCAACCUUUAAUUUUUUGUCAUCAGCUCACUUUCCCGCAGUUAUCAUAUAGGGCAAUUGCUAAUAAUACUGGGGUCUACUGAAAUUUGCUCAAUAUUAUUUUUUACCACUGUUCCCCGCACACCGGUCAUGAAGACGGCACUGGUUUUGAAGGAAAACCCGCUUCUUGAAAUGGGAGUUCCUAUUUGCGGCCGAAAAGUCUUGUCUCUCAUAGUUUUUAUGACACUUGACCCUCCAGAAGGAGACGUGAGUAAUUAUGAUAAAGUGAAGUUCCACUCUGUUUAGUUGAAAAAAAAUUAACUUUCUGAGCAGUAAGGCAUACCGUAUUUAUAUACUUUAUUAUAACGCAUUAUUUUCCCCUUGUCAUCCUGUAAUCUCUUUCAGACGCAAAGUGAGCGAUGUCGCCAUACAUUUGACAUUUUGAGGCUUAACGCGUACUUUCCCAAGAGUUCUUUUGACUUUGGCAUAAUUCUGUUUAUGCAGCUUGCCAAUUAAAAAUUCUCCCACCAGCAAAAUAAUGAAUCGGCAAUAACCAACGUCUGCUAAUUAUAGGAGCUCUCUGAUGGACAGUGAGUACCGGAUUAUAUUAAAUGUCGGCGGAGUCCGGCAUGAGACAUACAAGCACACACUCAAGAAGAUACCGGCUACUCGCUUGUCGAGGUGAGUACCAAAUCUAUCGGAAUCUAACAGUUUUUAUUGCAACAAUCACUAUUUUAUUUCUCAGAUUAACUCCCAACUUGGCCAAUUAUGAUCCUGUGCUCAACGAAUAUUUCUUCGACCGGUAAGCAUACGCCUUUCUCGAUGUUAUUUUCAGACAUCCGGGUGUUUUCGCACAAAUUCUCAAUUAUUAUCGUACUGGAAAACUACACUAUCCCCUGGGUAUGCCUUAAAAUUGUAUCUUUAUAAGAAAUUCAGAUGUUUGUGGGCCUUUAUUUGAAGAAGAAUUGAAGUAUUGGGGAUUGGACGCCAACGAAGUGGAGCCCUGUUGCUGGAUGACAUACACACAGCACAGAGACACACAAGAAGUUUUGCAAACAUUAGACAAAUUGGACAUCGAUGAUGAAGCUCUUAAUAACAAGGUAUGGAAGAAGAUUAAAUGUUGAAAUAUGGUUUUAUAAUACAUAUCAUUAGUUAAAUUUUUUAUUCAGGAGGAAUUAUAUCGAAGGUUUGGAUGGGAAGAUGACUAUCACAACCAGAGUCUGAGCCCAUGGCAGAAGUUGAAACCAAAGUUAUGGAGACUCUUCGACGAACCCAGUUCAUCUCAAGGUGCAAAAGUGAGUGCGAUUUAUAUAUCAUACUCCAUUUCAGAUAGUGGCAGUAAUCUCUGUGUUCUUCCUUAUUAUUGCCAUAUUGGUAUUCUGUCUGAAGACUCAUCCAGGAUUACGUGUCUACGAACUAGAGAACGUCGGCACUGUUAAUGCCACGAUUCCUGUAGCCCACGAAACAGAUUCUCGUCACACCAAUCCACAUCAUCAGCAUACCUUUUACAAGUACCAAACACAGACUAUAGGCGUUGAUAAAACAAAUUCUAAGACUCAUCCCAGCUUCACAGUUAUCGAGACAGUUUGUAAUAUAUGGUUUACAAUUGAAAUUAUUAUACGGUACGCUAUGAAAAUAAUGGUUUUAUUGCUUUCAGGUUUAUUUGUUGUCCUUCAAAAAUUAAAUAUUUCAAAGCUCCGGUGAAUAUCAUAGAUAUCAUUGCAACUUUAACCUUUUAUAUCGACCUCUUCUUAACGACCUCAUUCGGUGCUACAGCCGACUUAGAAUUCUUUUCAAUUAUUCGAAUCAUGCGAUUGUUCAAGCUGACUCAACAUUCUCAAGGACUCAAGAUCCUUUUGCAUACUUUCAGGUAAUCGCUUACGCAAUCUUUAAUCGUCAAAUUGCAGAGCUAGCGCAAAAGAAUUGAUGCUAUUGGUAUUCUUCUUGGUUCUCGGGGUCGUGGUCUUUGCGGCCUUGGUUUACUAUGCGGAGAGAGUGGAAGUUAAUCCGGACAAUCAAUUCCAAAGUAUCCCACUGGCAACAUGGUAUGCAAUUGUCACGAUGACUACGGUAAGGUAAUAUCUGAUUGCAGAAAUGGGUUUAGAUUGGCUAUGGAGACAUGACUCCACAUACGUUCCUUGGUCGGCUGGUCGGAUCACUGUGUGCUCUGGCUGGUGUAUUGACAAUCGCUUUGCCAGUACCAGUCAUCGUCUCCAACUUUGCCAUGUUCUAUUCUCACACACAAGCCCGCUCCAAGAUGCCCAAAAAACGAAGAGUUGUUUUGAGCGCAGAUCAAGUCGUGAGUUUACAGAAAUCAUAACCGGUCUUUGUGUUCACAGGUCAAGCAACAACAACCCGUGCAUCCUCCGCGUAGAGUUAUGAUGAGUGGAAAGAAUUCUGGAUUCACUUACGAACAGCAAACCCCUCUUCUGAACAAUACAAACAAGAGUUCAAAGGAGAUCCCCACUGCCAGGAUAUAA
This is a messenger RNA of Bursaphelenchus xylophilus (pine wood nematode), 3868 nucleotides long. The record is from the annotation of a GenBank genome assembly. NCBI's taxonomy places the organism in Eukaryota, Metazoa, Nematoda, Chromadorea, Rhabditida, Aphelenchoididae.